UUUUGCCAACACUCAUCCACUUGACAGCAAGAACUUCCCAAAAUCUUUCGUUUUGAAAUACCUUCUACUUUUGGCAGAAUAUUGUUUGAUAAUUACUCGAAAACUCGAUCUUCAAAGAUUAAUUAACAUGUCAAUCCUACCUUCGUCUGCCCAAAAGAAAAGUGCUCUUGAUGUUAGUUCCGUUCGGUGCCAAAAGUGUCUAGAGAUGGGUCAUUGGACUUAUGAAUGUAAAGGAAAAAGAAAACAUGUUGACAGACCAACAAGAACCGACCAGUUGAAAAAAACAUUAAAGCAAAUUGAAACAGGAACAUAUGAGGAUAAAAAUGACAUCACCAAGAAGACAAAGGCAAUCAAAGAGAAAAAACUAAGACGAAACUCUUCCAGCUCAUCUGAUUCCUCAACUGAGGAUAGUGAAGAAUCAAGCAGUGACUCAGGUAGCGACGAUUCAGAUAGCAGCAGCACUGGAAGCGAGAGCACAAGCACUGAUUCAUCUUCAAGUAGUUCUGACUCCACGUCAUCAGAGGCUGAGGACGAUAGAAAAGAAAAAAACAGAAAAAAAGUUCGGAAGCAUUAGUUUCAUUCGCCUUUUCUAAUUUUUUGUGGUCAUUCUCACUUUUAAUUAGUCCAAUGUUAUUCUGGCGCAGUUUGCUAAGAUCUGUCCGAAACUUAGAUUUACAAUUCUAGGUGAAAGACUGAAGAAAAAUGGCCAAUUCAUUUAAAAAAAAUAAGCAAUGAGUGAAAAUGAUUGCUCUGCGAUGACGGGUAAUACAUGACAAUUUGUCCCCAUAA
Messenger RNA from Daphnia magna, 789 nucleotides. RefSeq names its product zinc finger CCHC domain-containing protein 10. The transcript has 4 exons. Lineage: Eukaryota; Metazoa; Arthropoda; Branchiopoda; Diplostraca; Daphniidae. Gene Ontology annotation, molecular function: zinc ion binding; nucleic acid binding. The coding region runs from base 128 to 574 and encodes 148 amino acids. The record is from RefSeq and is a predicted model, not a curated record.